AACUACCAGCCCGCUCCGCCCCACUUACAUAACGGCUCCCGCAGCCUCUCGCGAGACUCCCGCCUCCACGUCACCGGCAGACCAGACGGCGACAACAUGGCGGAGCGGAGGAGACAUAGGAAGCGGAUCCAGGAAGUUGGUGAGCCGUUCAAAGAGGAGAAAGCUGUAGCCAAAUACCUACGUUUCAAUUGUCCAACAAAAUCUACCAACAUGAUGGGCCACAGAGUUGAUUAUUUUAUUGCCUCAAAAGCUGUGGACUGCCUUUUGGAUUCUAAGUGGGCAAAAGCCAAGAAGGGAGAAGAAGCCUUAUUUACAACUCGAGAGUCUAUAGUUGACUAUUGCAACAGACUUCUAAAGAAACAGUUCUUUCACCGAGCAUUGAAAGUGAUGAAAAUGAAGCCUGAUAAGGACACAAAAAAAGAAAAAGAGAAAGGAAAGACUGAGAGUGGGAAAGAGGAUGAGAAAAAGAGCAAGAAGGAAAGUGGCAAAGAUGAAAAGACUAAGAAGGAGAAAGAGAAGGAAAAGAGAAAGGAUGGUGAGAAAGAAGAGUGCAAGAAGGAUGAGAGCCCAGGAACACCCAAGAAAAAGGAAACCAAGAGAAAAUUUAAACUUGAGCCACAUGAAGAUCAAGUUUUUCUGGAUGGAAAUGAGGUGUAUGUGUGGAUCUAUGACCCAGUUCAUUUUAAAACAUUUGCCAUGGGACUUGUUCUUGUGAUUGCGGUUAUAGCUGCAACUCUCUUCCCACUUUGGCCUGCAGAGAUGCGAGUAGGUGUUUAUUACCUCAGUGUAGGCGCAGGCUGUUUCGUAGCCAGUAUUCUCCUCCUUGCUGUUGCCCGCUGCAUCCUCUUCCUUAUUAUUUGGCUGAUAACUGGAGGAAGGCAUCAUUUCUGGUUUUUGCCAAAUCUGACAGCAGACGUGGGUUUCAUUGACUCCUUCAGGCCCUUGUACACACACGAAUACAAGGGACCAAAAGCAGACUCAAGAAAAGAGGAGAAAUCAGAGUCCAAAAAGCAGCUGAAGUCUGACAGUGAGGAGAAAUCAGAUAGUGAGAAAAAGGAAGAUGAGGAAGGAAAAGUCGAAGCAACAGGCAACUCAGGAGCAGAAGGCUCUGGAGGAGAGCGGCAUUCAGACACAGACAGUGAUAGGCGUGAGGAUGACAGAUCCCAGCAUAGUAGUGGAAAUGGAAAUGAUUUUGAAAUGAUCACAAAAGAGGAACUUGAACAGCAAACAGAUGAAGGAGAUUGUGAGGAGGAGGAGGAAGAGGAAGAAGAAACUAGGUCUUUACAUGAAAAAUCCUAACUCACUGUAGUUUUGAGACUGAAUAUGUGUAAAACAAUUGGAUUUUCUUCAUUGGCUGAUCACCAAAAUGUAGUUACAGUAACAUUCUUUCCAUUUGUUUGCUGAAAUACAUGUUAUCCAAACAGUUUUAUAUCUAGUAUCUUCAUUUUUAAAAAACUAUUAGCUUGAUUACUUGGUACAAUCUGAAGUCAUUAAUACACAUUUACAAAAGUUUUGUCAAUUUGACAAGUUUUCUGUCAGAUCCUAUGAUUUGUCUAGAUAGUCCUCAAACAUACUGAAGAACAUAGUUUCCCUAUUGUCAUUUUCUGAUACUUGCAUAACUUUUCAAUAAGUAUAGCCUACUCAAAAUAGCUUUGUAAAAUGGUAAAAGUUGAAUGACCAAAUCUCAGAUUAUUCCUAGUAUAUUCAUUUAAUAGCUAGUUAAGUAAAGCACUUCUUAGCUGAUGGCUCUCUUGACAUUCUUCCUGAUUUUUAUAAAAUUGUAAGAGAGAACUUUAAGACAACUAGUUUUAGCAGAAGGUAAUUUUAAAGUAUUUUGCUAAAGACAUACAAGCUGGUAGUGCUUAUUUGGCUGCAGUGUUUUCAGUUGUGUACAAAUUGUGUACCACCAACUUAAGAAAUCCAAACUGUUUUGUACAUCUGGUUCAGAGAAAGGUGUCAUCUCGAGGAGGCAAAGGGAACAGCAGUUUGGAAACUCUGGCUGUUGUCUUUUCCCCCUCGCUUCCCCCGCCAUCAUAAUUCAAGAAGAAAUUUUUCUGUACAUAAUUUUAAAAUAAAGCAACCCUUUUUAUUUUAACUGUUACUUAUUAUUUAGAAGUUUUAUCCAAAUUUCAAUUUGUAUAAUUGAAGCCAUUUCAGGGUGUGUUUAUUAGAGAAAUGCAAGAUGGAGGACCUCACAGAAUCUGUACGUGAUUGGUAGAUUUGUCCCAGGAGCUUUUAGUUUCUUGCCAACAUUCCAUGUAUUUGAGUGAGUAAAUUGAUCCUUUAUUAAACAAAAGCAGAUAACACAGCUGUCUGUAUGCCUUAAUGUUAAUCUUAACAUUUUCUAUAUUCAGAAACUGGAGUACUGUAUUAACUGAGGAGUAGGCACUGCUUGAGAGUAUUCACCUGUUCAGGAGUACAGAUAACAAAAAAGCUAAUUCAAAAGACAACCAAGAUCAAAUUGUUUUUAAAACUCCUGAAGCAGUUUGAAUGUUCAGUUUGUCUCACACAUCUCUUAUUUGCUAGAUUGUUGGAGGACAUUUUGUUUAGUUAUAUAAGCAUUUAAAAAGUUAAGAUUUGACAUUCUUCUGAAUUGUUCAGUUUCAGACUGAAGUUGAAAUAGUGAAUACAGAUGAUAUUCCUCCCUGACACCACUGUGAGGAAAGAAUGCUAGAUAUUGCUUGAAUUUUCAGUGGUUGACAGAUCUUUCUUUUUUUCUUGAAUUGCUCUUUUCCAUCACCAGUGUUUUGAAUGAAGAUGUUAAUUUUUCUGGUUGUGCAAAUAUAUACAUUUUACAUGUGCAUUGAUAAGGUCUGAUUUGCUUACUACUUCUGAAUAUUUAUUAUAUGGGGAACAGAGAUUGGAUCUGUUAUGCAUUUUUCUGUUAAUAUGGAAGAAAUUUUUAUUAACCUGUUCCCUGGCAAACUUUGACAUUUGUGUGUUGUUGCUGUUUACAGUGACUUGUUUUAACAGAUCCGUCACUACCAUCCACUACCUUAUUAAGAUGUGCAUGUGUAAUGGGAUAGUACACUGGCUCAAAACUCUUCUCUCCACUCAGUUUAGCAAUUAUUUUGAACAACACACUGCCUUCAGGCAGAAGCUAAAAUCUACCAUGCUUGCAGUUCCAAUCUCCGUUGCUAGCAUUGGGAACUGACCUGCAAUCCUUUGUGUACAACACUCUAGCUAUUUGGUUCUGUGAUGUAGCUCAGCACCACCCUAAACACCCAGUAUUAUCAUAUAUAAAAUGGUAGACAUACAUCCUCCUUUCAGCUGAGCAGGAACAGCACGGAACCCUUGCUUUUACUGUAAAAUGCAGGGUGGUAAAACCAUUUUGUAGUCGACGCUGAAGCUAAAUCUUGUCUUUAUUCAGGUGAAACUCCCAUUGAUUUCAGUGAGUUAAAAUCAAGUCAGACUGACAUUUGGCCUCUAUCUAGUUUUUAAAAACCUGGAGAACAGAACCUGAGGUAGAAAGUGUGUAAUACAUAAGCUGAAGAUGGUUUAACUAAUAUUUGAAAAUAAGGUCCAGCAUUUUUCCAAGAAAAAAACAAUUAGGCUCCCCCAGUUUGAAGCCUUUAGGGCAAUGUAUUAUAUAGCUCUAGUUCCCCAGCUAAAAUGAAAUGACAUCUUAAUAAUCUUGUUGAAUAUUAAGUUUAAUCAUUCUAAAUUGGAAUAAUAUUAAAUACCUAUUUAGUAAAGCUGUCACCUGCUGUCUGUGCAGUGACCUAUUUGAAAUGAGCUUGUGGUGGAAGUCCAUUUCCUAGUAGACAGGUGUCUAGAUCUCAAAACCCAUACCAACCCUGGGGCAGGAGAGUUCAUAGCUUAACUAGGCAUGGAACUGGAACUAUCCUCCAAUCCACUGGCUCCCAAACUUUAUUGGUUCACAUAUCACCUUUAAAAAAGAACUUGUGAAGUGGAUGGAACAUCCAGCUCAUGUACACAUUGAACCCCCGAUUACCCUUAACCCUAAAUUUGCAGUGAUCAACUCAGACACAGUGACAGGGUAACUUGAGAAAGGGUGCACUAUUGUUGGGAGCUGUUCUGUGGAGACACAAAGCAUUUCACUGCCCAGUUCUAUUAGAUAUUUCCACAAAUCCUAAAUUCACUGCACUUAUUAUAAAAAUUAUUUUAGGGUUAGAUAGGAAAUGAGUGGCUACAAUUUGAUAUGCCAGCAACAACUAAA
Molecule: messenger RNA, 4180 nt
Organism: Chelonia mydas (Green sea turtle)
Lineage: Eukaryota; Metazoa; Chordata; Testudines; Cheloniidae
Gene: SEC62
Product: SEC62 homolog, preprotein translocation factor
Exons: 8
Coding region: 97-1299 (400 amino acids)
Biological process (GO): post-translational protein targeting to membrane, translocation
Cellular component (GO): endoplasmic reticulum membrane; endoplasmic reticulum
Source: RefSeq, a predicted model, not a curated record